AACCGUCGUGUUUCUUCCUGUAGACGCGAUCUUUCUCCGCCGAUCCUCUCUGUAUUUACCUACUUCAGAAGUCGAGAUUGAUAGUAGAGAAGGUGAAAGGAAGGAUAGGAAGGAGAUCUCUGCUUUAGAACGCACGGUUUUAUCCGGCGAGGGUUUGAUCAGGGAAGGGCAAAUGUGGGUUUCCGGUGGGUUUCUGGAGGAUAGGGUUUUUCUUGUGCGAUUGAGGAUUUGGAUAUAAUCUGAUACGUGGGAGGGGAAUCAGAAGAGGAGAAAGAGGAGAUGAGUGCUUCGAGAUUUAUAAAGUGUGUCACGGUUGGGGACGGCGCCGUCGGGAAGACAUGCAUGCUUAUAUCGUACACCAGCAACACGUUUCCCACGGAUUAUGUGCCAACAGUGUUUGACAAUUUUAGCGCAAAUGUGGUUGUUGAUGGUAGCUCUGUUAACCUAGGUUUAUGGGAUACUGCAGGCCAGGAGGAUUACAAUAGAUUAAGACCACUGAGCUACCGUGGAGCUGAUGUUUUUAUCCUGGCAUUUUCCCUAAUCAGCAAGGCCAGUUAUGAGAACAUUUCCAAGAAGUGGAUUCCUGAACUUAGGCACUAUGCCCCUACUGUUCCUAUAAUACUUGUGGGAACAAAAUUAGAUCUUCGUGAAGACAACCAAUUCUUUAUUGACCACCCAGGUGCUCUUCCGAUUACCACCGCACAGGGCGAAGAGCUUAAGAGGAAAAUCAAUGCUUCUGCCUAUAUUGAAUGCAGCUCAAAAACACAGCAGAAUGUGAAGGCAGUCUUCGAUGCGGCCAUUAAGGUAGUUCUUCUGCCACCCAAACAAAAGAAGAAGAAGAAGAAGAGAAAGUCAAAGAAGGCAUGCCCCAUUUUGUGAGGAAAAACAAAGUGC
Molecule: messenger RNA, 894 nt
Organism: Dendrobium catenatum
Lineage: Eukaryota; Viridiplantae; Streptophyta; Magnoliopsida; Asparagales; Orchidaceae
Product: rac-like GTP-binding protein 5
Exons: 7
Coding region: 280-879 (199 amino acids)
Biological process (GO): regulation of actin cytoskeleton organization; cortical cytoskeleton organization; establishment or maintenance of cell polarity
Cellular component (GO): cell cortex; cytoplasmic vesicle; cytoskeleton
Molecular function (GO): GTP binding; GTPase activity; protein kinase binding
Source: RefSeq, a predicted model, not a curated record